AUGGUUUCCCCAGACCCCCAAAUUAUCGUGGUGGCCCCUGGGGCUGAACCCGAGUCUACGCAAGUCCAACGCACAGAGGACGGGGGAACUAUUAUCCGGAUAUUUUGGGUGGGCCCCAAAGGCGAGCUGCUUAGAUGCACCCCGGUGAGCCCGGUCAUGCAGACACCAAUGGGGAUCCGAGUGGGAAAGUCGAUGCUGGUGCUGCUCGCCUUCUUGGCCUUCGCCUCGUGCUGCUAUGCUGCUUACCGCCCCAGUGAGACUCUGUGCGGCGGGGAGCUGGUGGACACCCUCCAGUUUGUCUGCGGGGACCGCGGCUUCUACUUCAGCAGGCCGGCAAGCCGCGUGAACCGCCGCAGCCGUGGCAUCGUGGAAGAGUGCUGCUUCCGCAGCUGCGACCUGGCCCUGCUGGAGACCUACUGUGCCACCCCCGCCAAGUCCGAGAGGGACGUGUCGACCCCUCCGACCGUGCUUCCGGACAACUUCCCCAGAUACCCCGUGGGCAAAUUCUUCCAAUAUGACACCUGGAAGCAGUCCGCCCAACGCCUGCGCAGGGGUCUGCCUGCCCUCCUGCGAGCCCGCCGGGGUCGCACGCUCGCCAAGGAGCUGGAGGUGUUCAGAGAGGCCAAGCGUCACCGUCCCCUGAUCGCCCUGCCCACCCAGGACCCCGCCGCCCACGGGGGCGCCUCUCUUGAGGCAUCCGGCCAUCGGAAGUGA
Molecule: messenger RNA, 714 nt
Organism: Mesoplodon densirostris (Blainville's beaked whale)
Lineage: Eukaryota; Metazoa; Chordata; Mammalia; Artiodactyla; Ziphiidae
Gene: IGF2
Product: insulin like growth factor 2
Exons: 4
Coding region: 1-714 (237 amino acids)
Cellular component (GO): extracellular region
Molecular function (GO): growth factor activity; hormone activity
Source: RefSeq, a predicted model, not a curated record